Molecule: messenger RNA, 3833 nt
Organism: Conger conger (European conger)
Lineage: Eukaryota; Metazoa; Chordata; Actinopteri; Anguilliformes; Congridae
Gene: slc22a31
Product: solute carrier family 22 member 31
Exons: 9
Coding region: 385-2250 (621 amino acids)
Biological process (GO): transmembrane transport
Cellular component (GO): membrane
Molecular function (GO): transmembrane transporter activity
Source: RefSeq, a predicted model, not a curated record
CAUAGCCGAUGCAUGUUGAACAAAUCCUUGACUUUUUACUUGGCCUGAACUGUUGCCACAGCAUUUUGAACGUGUCGUGUGUAAUGCGCUUUAUAUAGAAGCUGACACACGAGACCUGUGGAUGCCUCUUCCCCGGAUCAUGAAGCGUGAGUUGUGAACGCGGAAUUUGUGAAUUGGACGGUAGGAGUUUGGCGAACGACGGAGUGACUAACGUGUUAUGAUGGGAAGGGGGUUUCUCCUGGGUAGUGGGGAUACGUCCCACCACUCGUUAAAUCUCGAUAAUUUGCAUACCGGCUUCCCUCCCCCGGCGUUCUCAACUUUCCAAAUGUAAGUUUGCUCCGAGCUCUUGUCUCGACAGCUGCUCCAGCGGUACGGCCACGGACGAUGGACUUUGAGACUAGGAUUUACCCCCGAAUCGGUGGUUUCGGACGAUACAACCGCAUCGUCGCGUUUUUCAGCUGGAUUCCGAACUUCGCUGUGGCGUUGAACCUUUUCUGCGAUAUCUUUUUCACGCUGAUUCCCGAGUCGUACCACUGCAAACCGGACCCGUCGCUGUUGCCGUCCGGCGUCCUGCUAAGCAAUCUCUCCCAACAAGAGUACCUCAAUUUCACAAUUCCCUGGGUGAAGGGGUCGGGAUUGAGCCACUGCGAACUGUACAAGUACCCCGCAAACUUCACCAAUUUCACGGAAACGCUUCCAAAAGAAGUGGUACACUGCACAACAGGAUGGGAAUACGCACACGACGUGGGUCUACAGAGCAACUAUGUUACCGAGUGGGACCUGGUGUGUGGAAACUACUGGCAGAUCCCUGUUCAGCACAUCUGCUUCAUGAUUGGCUGGAUCCUGGGCUAUGUGCUGCUGGGUACUCUCUGUGAUUGGCUUGGCAGAAGGCAGGGGUUCCUGCUGUCCGUGGCUCUGUCCAGCCUGCUGGGCGUGGCCGUCUGUCUGUCCAGCAGCCCCACCGUGUUCCUGCUGCUGCGCCUGUCCCAGGGGGCCAUGCUCGCGGGCAUCUUCCUGUCCUCGUACAUCGCCCGUCUUGAGCUGUGUGACCCCUCUCACCGCCUCAUGGUGGCCAUGAUUGGUGGAUUCUUCGCCGUGUCUGCCGAGCUACUGCUGCCUGGAUUGGCAGUGCUGUGCCGCGAUUGGCCGGUGCUGCAAGCUGUUGCCACCCUGCCUCUGCUUUUCCUGGUUUCCUAUUGGUGCUGUUCCUCUCUGUUCCCGGAGUCCCCUCGCUGGCUCCUGGCGACGGGGCAGAUCCCGUUGGCCCGGAGAUCUGUGCAGAGUUUCUCCUCCAGGAACGGCGUGUGUCUGAACGAGGAGAUCUACCCCGCAGAGAGCGUGCUGUCAGAGAUGGACGUGGCCUUCCCCGAGGACUCCGCCCCCCGCUACCACCACGUCCUGGAGCUGCGGCACACGCGGGUCAUCUGGAGGAACUGCCUCAUCCUGGGGUUCACCCUGUUCAUCGGCACGGGGAUCCAGUACUGCUUCACGAGGAACCUGCACAGCUUCUCCUCGCACUUCUACUUCGUGUACUUCCUGCGCGUGGUGACGGGCGCGCUGGCCUGCGUGCUGCUGUGCGUGUGCGUGGACCGCGUGGGCCGCCGCGGCGUGCUGCUGCUGUCCGCCAUCGUCACCGGCCUGUCCUCCCUGCUGCUGCUCGCCCUCACGCAGUACCUGCAGGGAGGGCUGGUUUUGGUGCUGUCUCUGCUGGGGCUGCUGUCCUCUCAGGCUCUGGCCAUGCUCAGUGUGUUCUUCGCCAGUGAGGUCCUGCCCACGGUGGUGCGCGGUGGCGCUCUGGGUCUGAUCCUGGCGGCGGGCUGCGUGGGCAUGGCGGCCUCCUCGCUGAUGGAGCUGCAGAACAACGGCGGGUACUUCCUGCACCACGUGGUGUUCGCCUCGUUCGCCGUGCUGUCGGUGCUCUGCGUCAUGCUGCUGCCGGAGAGCAAGCGCAAGCCCCUGCCCGACUCGCUGAAGGAGGGCGAGACGCAGCGGCGGCCGCCCCUCUUCCUGUCCCGCGCCGACCGGGACAGCCUGCCGCUGCUCCGCCCGCGGCCCCGGCCCUCCGAGUACAACCCCGACAGCUACUCCCGCCUGGUCGCCGCCACCAAGAAGAUGCUGGCCCAGGACGCGGUGCCCUACAGGAUCGGGCCGCCGUCGCAGCCCCCUCUGCUGGCCGGCAACGGGAGCGCGCGCGGGUCGCCGGGAGGCCGGGCACCGCGCGCGGAGGAGGAGGAGGAGGAGGACGCUUAGGUCGGCCGGGCCUGACCCGCCCCUUCACGCCCCUCUUCCCCCCUGGAGGGGGCGCUCUCCCUCUGCCCUCGCCCGGGGGGGGUGUGAGCCCAACCCAAAAAUGGACUACAGUUCCCAGAACCCCCCACAAUCCUCCCGUCAGUCAGGGAGCCGGAAUGGCGGGGCUGGGUGAAAACGUCGCCUACUUAAGAACUUUCUCCGGGGCGGAUACGGUCUCUGUUACUGUGUAGCUCUGUCCAGUUUGUACCGGUUUUCUCAUCUGUUUCAGGGAGGGGGGAACCUGAGCUCCGCACCCCAAACGCUGGCGUGAAGAGACUCGUUGGCGCCCUCCUCAGUCAGGCAUGUGUGAGGGUUCUGUAACCACUGGCGGCCAUUUUGGAUCUGAUCCGCGAGCCUUAUUUAGUUCUCAUGCUUCUCAUUACAGAAACCCCCGUGUGACUGCGGAUGUCUGAUGAUAUAACCCUCCCGUGUAAAGUUCAACACACCGUCUAACGCGAAAGCGUUUUAAGGAGAAGCGAUUAUGCGAUAGUCUGUUCUCUAUUCCUUUUCUCGAGGGGGAGUGGGCGUUGAAGCCGGAUACUUGAUUUUUUUUGUUUUUUGUAUAAAUAUUUAUUUCAUCUGAAAGGGUUACAUAGCAUGACAUUGCCUCAGUCACAGUGUGAAAAUGUCUGGUUUUUAAGACGGGACAGGCCUGUUAAAAACAUCUGGCAGGAAAAUGAAUCUGGGUCAGUUUCAUAGAUACGACUGUGUGGUUGUGUGGCUUGCAUACGUUUUUGAUACUAGAUUCCGGGGGUGCCGUUUUGGAGUUUUGUUUCUUGUUAUCGCUUCUCCCUUUGUGUCUUUGAGUCUGCCGAUUCCUGUUUGUCACUCUUUCAGUAAUUUAAUACAAGAGAAAUGUCUUUUAUAUGGAACAAACCGCUAUGCAGUGUCCUCAGCAGGGCCUUUCCCUCUGUGCCGUCCUGUCCCGUUUCAGUUGAAUAAAGCCGAUUUGGCUCUCGCUGAUUUGCAUAAGUUGCAGUUGCUUUUAAAAAAAAUAAACUUGCCUAUGACUGGGCCGAAUGGGUCACAUGAGGAGUUUAACCGAUUGGAGCAGAGCUCUUCCCAGCUCCGCACUGAGAUGUGAACUAGCUGCCGAAGACUAAGUGUGUGUCGGCCUGGACCUCUGAUCGCACAGGACGAAGUGUGUCGCGUGUAGUCGUCGCGUUUGUACCAGAACGAGCCCCGCUCGCGGUUAGAGUCGGGGACAGACCUCUCCGUGUGGAGGCACAGUGAUAUUGGGAUUGCCUGCACAGUGGCUUUUUGGGCAAGGCAUGAACAUAGGCCUCACCUCUGCCCUGCAGCCACACCCUCUGAUGAAGCAGCGGUUUGCGCACACACAACCCCUUUUCCCCCCUUUUCCCUGUGCAUUGUGGGUAUGGCAUAUGUGAUUGCCAUCCUGGGCUAGAGAUCAUGACAAAAAAAAUAAUUGCAAUUGUUUUGUCCUAUUCUGUGUUUUGAAGAAUCAGAUUUUUUUUAUCAUUUCGCAAUAAAAAGCUCCCCCCACAAAACCGACCAACCGUUUGUGACCGGGGAGCAUGGAAGAA